Molecule: messenger RNA, 495 nt
Organism: Ceutorhynchus assimilis (cabbage seed weevil)
Lineage: Eukaryota; Metazoa; Arthropoda; Insecta; Coleoptera; Curculionidae
Source: the annotation of a GenBank genome assembly
GCCCCAGCCUGGCAACAUAUUGACAGUAUUGACAUUUGUACUACCAACCUCUCAUCAAAACAAAACAAAAACUUUGAAGUUUCUUCUAAAAAUUUUUUUGACAGUUUAGGAAGGUAGUCCAAAAACAACAGCGAUGGCCAAGUCAAAGAAUCACACAAAUCACAAUCAAAACCGCAAGGCUCACAGAAAUGGCAUCAAAAAGCCUAAGAAGUUCUUGCACGAAUCUACCCUAGGGAUGGAUGCUAAAUUCUUAAAGAACCAAAGGUUCUCGAAAAGGCACAAUUUGAGCACCAACAAGCAAAGGGCAGUUGCUGCUCAGAGGAAGGCUGACCGUGCAGCCCAAGCUAAGAAAUAGAAUGUCUAGGGUUAUUUUUUAAUAAUAAACUAAUUUAAAAUAAGUCUAUUUUUUUAUUUAAACAACAUUGGUAAGAUUUUUUCUAGUUUCAGACUUUUUCUCAAAUUUCUCCACUACUAAAUUGAUUUGAUCUGCAAUUU